UGAGAUCGAGAUCCUUAAGACCAUCCGGCACCCACACAUCGUGGAGCUCAAGGACUUCCAGUGAGGCCAGCUGGGGUCGCCUUGCAGUGGGACAGUGACCACAUCUACCUGAUCAUGGAGUUCUGUGCCGGUGGGGACCUCUCCCGCUUCAUCCGUAUGCGGAGGAUCUUGCCUGAGAAGGUGGCACGUAUCUUCCUGCAGCAGCUCGCCUGCGCCCUGAAGUUCCUCCACGAUCACAAUAUCUCCCACCUGGACCUCAAGCCUCAGAACAUCCUGCUCAGCACCCCGGAGAACCCUCAGCUGAAGCUGGCAGAUUUCGGCUUCGCGCAGUACAUGUCACCAUGGGAUGAGAAGCACGUGCUGCGAGGCUCCCCGCUCUACAUGGCCCCCGAGAUGGUGUGCCGCCAGCAGUACGACGCCAGGGUGGACCUGUGGUCAGUGGGCGUCAUCCUUUACGAGGCACUUUUUGGGCGACCCCCCUUUGCCUCCCGCUCGUUUGCCGAGCUGGAGGAGAAGAUCCGCAGCGACCGAGCCAUCGAGCUGCCCAGCAGGCCUCUGCUGUCCCCGGAGUGCCGAGAUCUCCUGCAGCGCCUCUUGGAGAGGGACCCCUUGAAGCGCAUCUCCUUCGAGGAGUUCUUCGCCCAUCCCUUUGUGGACAUGGAGCACGUGCCUGGCCCCGAGAGCUUCUGCAAGGCGACCAACCUGGUGGUGGAGGCGGUGAAGAAGGAUCAGGAGGGGGACGCGUCUGCUGCGCUCAGUCUCUACUGCAAAGCUCUGGAGUACUUUGUGCCCGCUCUGCACUAUGAAAGCGACGCUCGUCGCAAAGAAGCCAUCCGGGCAAAGGUGGGGCAGUACAUCUCCAGAGCGGAGGAGCUGAAGGUGCUGGUUGCUUCCAAAAGCAAGAACCUCCUGCAGCAGGGAAACCCGGCCAGGGAGAUCCUCAAAGAGAUGGCCAAGGACAAGCCGCGGCUCUGUGCUGCACUGGAGAUGGCCUCGGUGGCCGUGGCGAGGGAGGAGGAAGGCAAGGAUGACGAUGAUACCCUGGAGCUGUACCAGCAGAGCCUGGGCGAGCUGCUGCUGCUCCUGGCUGCAGAGCCAGCGGGGAGGAGACGGGAGCUGCUGCAUGCGGAGAUCCAGACCCUGAUGUCGCGGGCAGAGUACCUGAAGGAUCAGAUCAAGAUGCGGGAGGCGCAGUCCAUGGGCAAAGAGGCUCUGGCAGACUCCGUCCGGAGCUCCUGCACCUUGCAGUGAUGCUCAACGGGAUGCUGCUGGCGCCGCGGCGCUGCAGAUGGCCGAGGAGACGGCUGGGCUGAGCGUGACUGCAAUUUUCCCGUCAGGAGGAGUCCCUGCCUGGAACGUCUGCUGCAGCAGCAGCCUGCGUGCCCGCGGCGGGCAGGUUAUUCCACUCCAAUUCCCUCCGCUGGCUGGGCAGCGCGGCGGCGGCGGCUGCUGCUGCUUCGUGCAGGCACGCGGCUCUUGCGUGCACAGCCUGCAGCUCACCCCGA
Centrocercus urophasianus (Greater sage-grouse) is the source of this 1505-nucleotide messenger RNA. It is a transcript of the gene ULK3, whose product is annotated as unc-51 like kinase 3. Gene Ontology annotation, biological process: autophagosome organization; protein autophosphorylation; autophagy. Gene Ontology annotation, molecular function: ATP binding; protein serine/threonine kinase activity. Gene Ontology annotation, cellular component: autophagosome; cytoplasm. Bases 115 to 1251 code for a protein of 378 amino acids. The transcript has 15 exons. The record is from RefSeq and is a predicted model, not a curated record. NCBI's taxonomy places the organism in Eukaryota, Metazoa, Chordata, Aves, Galliformes, Phasianidae.